AUGGAGGGAGGGGGCUUCAACAAGAGCGGCUCGCCCGAAGAAUCUGGUGGGUCCAAACGGGCUCAGGCGUACUACGAGUGCAGCUUCUGCAAGAGGGGUUUCACUAACGCUCAGGCGCUUGGCGGGCACAUGAACAUCCACCGCAAGGACCGCGGCAUCAGUGGAGGCAAGUCGCCCGGCGUCGCUCCGCCUGCGGCCGGCCAGCAAGACGGUGCCGGUGGGGAUCAGGUUCACCUGGGGCUUACAUUGGGAAGGAACGGGCACAGCAGCGAGGACGUGGACUUGGAGCUCCGGCUUGGCCACUACCCUUACAACUAG
Messenger RNA from Lolium rigidum, 318 nucleotides. Its product is annotated as probable transcriptional regulator RABBIT EARS. The coding region runs from base 1 to 318 and encodes 105 amino acids. The transcript has a single exon. Lineage: Eukaryota; Viridiplantae; Streptophyta; Magnoliopsida; Poales; Poaceae. The record is from RefSeq and is a predicted model, not a curated record.